Messenger RNA from Artibeus jamaicensis (Jamaican fruit-eating bat), 6852 nucleotides. RefSeq names its product integrin subunit alpha 9 (gene ITGA9). The record is from RefSeq and is a predicted model, not a curated record. Gene Ontology annotation, biological process: cell-matrix adhesion; cell-cell adhesion; cell adhesion mediated by integrin. Gene Ontology annotation, cellular component: external side of plasma membrane; integrin complex. Gene Ontology annotation, molecular function: integrin binding. NCBI's taxonomy places the organism in Eukaryota, Metazoa, Chordata, Mammalia, Chiroptera, Phyllostomidae. Bases 275 to 3382 code for a protein of 1035 amino acids. The transcript is spliced from 28 exons.
UCCGCAGUCCAGAGCCGCCCGGCCCCGGCCCCGCUCGCCGCGAGCGCUCAGACUCCUCGGCCGGCCGGACGGAGGACGCCGCCCGCUCGGGGCCGCCGCUGUGCUCGCCUCCCGCGCCCGCUCGGCCCUUUGUCCCCGGCCCGGCACCGCUGCACGCUUGCGUCGGAGCGCACAGCUCCCACCCCCGGGAGCCUCCCGGCCGUCGGCGGACCCCGCCGCCGGCGCGCUCAGCGCCCUGCUCGCGGGGCACAGGGAGGGCGGCGGCCGGCUGGGGAUGGGCGGCCCGGCGACGCGGAGGGGCGCCGGGGGGCUCCGCGCGCUGCUCCUGGCGCUGGUGGCCGCGGGGACCCCCGCGGGCGCCUACAACCUGGACCCGCAGCGCCCCGUGCGGUUCCAGGGUCCCGCCGGUUCCUUCUUCGGCUACGCGGUGCUGGAGCAUUUCCACGACAACACGCGCUGGGUCCUUGUGGGCGCACCAAAGGCAGAUUCCAAGUACAGCACGUCCGUGAAGUCCCCCGGGGCUGUGUUUAAGUGCCGCAUCCACACCAACCCUGACCGGAGAUGCACCGAACUGGACAUGGCUCGAGGGAAGACUCGGGGGAUGUCCUGUGGAAAAACCUGCCGGGAAGACCGGGAUGAUGAGUGGAUGGGGGUGAGCCUGGCCCGGCAGCCCAAGGCCGACGGUCGGGUGCUGGCCUGUGCACACCGCUGGAAGAACAUCUACUAUGAAACCGACCACAUCCUGCCCCACGGCUUCUGUUACGUCAUCCCGUCCAACCUCCAGGCCAAAGGCCGGACGCUGAUCCCUUGCUAUGAAGAGUAUAAGAAGAAGUAUGGAGAAGAACACGGCUCCUGCCAGGCGGGGAUAGCAGGCUUCUUCACCGAGGAGCUGGUGGUGAUGGGCGCACCGGGGUCGUUUUACUGGGCCGGGACAGUCAAAGUGCUGAACCUGACGGACAACACCUACUUCAAACUGAACGACGAGGCGAUCAUGAACAGGCGGUACACGUACCUGGGCUAUGCAGUGACCGCUGGCCAUUUCUCUCAUCUGUCCGCCACCGAUGUGGUCGGAGGUGCCCCGCAGGAUGAAGGCAUUGGAAAGGUUUAUAUUUUUAGAGCUGACCGAAGAUCGGGCACCUUAAUUAAGAUUUUUCAGGCAUCGGGUAAAAAGAUGGGCUCUUACUUCGGCUCCUCCUUAUGCGCAGUUGACCUGAACGCGGACGGCCUCUCCGACCUGCUGGUGGGGGCCCCUAUGUUUUCUGAGAUCAGGGAUGAGGGGCAGGUCACCGUCUACAUCAACAGAGGAAAUGGAGCCCUGGAGGAGCAGCUGGCCCUGACCGGGGAUGGCGCCUACAAUGCACACUUUGGGGAGAGCAUCGCCAGCCUGGGCGACCUGGACGACGACGGGUUCCCAGAUGUGGCCAUUGGUGCACCCAAGGAGGAUGACUUCUCGGGGGCAGUCUACGUCUAUCACGGUGACGCCGGUGGGAUCGUGCCUCAGUACUCAAUGAAACUGUCCGGGCGGAAGAUCAGCCCCGUUCUGCGGAUGUUUGGGCAGUCCCUAUCAGGAGGCAUCGACAUGGAUGGGAAUGGCUAUCCGGAUGUAACUAUCGGAGCCUUCAUGUCGGACAGCGUGGUUCUUCUAAGGGCGAGACCCGUCAUUACGGUGGAUGUCUCCAUCUUCCUCCCAGUCUCCAUCAACAUCACGGCGCCUCAGUGUCACGACGGCCAGCAGCCUGUGAACUGCCUGAAUGUCACCGCCUGCUUCAGCUUCCACGGCAGGCAUGUCCCCGGAGAGAUCGGCCUGAGUUACGUUCUGACGGCUGAUGUGGCCAAAAAGGAGAAGAGCCAGUUGCCCAGGGUCUACUUUGUGGUGCUGGGAGAGUCCGUGGGUCAGGUCUCGGAGAAGCUGCGGCUGGUCCACCUGGAGGACACGUGUCAUCACUAUGUGGCCCAUGUGAAGCGGAGGGUGCAGGACGUCAUCAGUCCCAUCGUGUUCGAGGCCGCCUACAGCCUGGACGAGCAUGUGACUGGAGAGGAGGAGAGGGAACUGCCGGCUCUGACGCCAGUGCUCCGCUGGAAGAAGGGACAAAAGAUUGCUCAGAAGAAUCAGACUGUUUUUGAAAGGAAUUGCCGUUCCGAGGACUGCGCUGCGGACCUGCAGCUUCAGGGUCAACUGUUGCUGUCCAGCACUGAUGAGAAAACCCCGUAUCUCGCUCUGGGGGCUGUGAAGAACAUCUCCCUAAACAUCUCCAUCUCCAACCUUGGCGACGAUGCCUACGAUGCCAACGUGUCCUUCAAUGUUUCCCGGGAGCUCUUCUUCAUCAACAUGUGGCAGAAGGAGGAAAUGGGCAUUUCCUGUGAACUGCUGGAAUCGGACUUCCUCAAGUGCAGUGUGGGAUUUCCUUUCAUGAGGUCCAAGUCGAAGUAUGAAUUCAGCGUGAUCUUUGAUACAAGCCAUUUGUCUGGGGAAGAGGAAGUUCUGAGCUUCAUCAUUACUGCUCAGAGCGGCAACGUGGAGCGUGCAGGGUCCCUGCAUGACAACAGCCUCACGCUGGUGGUGCCACUGAUGCACGAAGUGGACACGUCCAUCACUGGAAUCAUGUCUCCAACCUCCUUUGUGUACGGCGAGUCUGUGGACGCAUCCAACUUCAUUCAGCUGGAUGAUCUGGAGUGUCAUUUCCAGCCCCUCAACGUCACCCUCCAGGUCUAUAACACAGGGCCAAGCGCCCUUCCCGGGUCAUCCGUCAGCAUCUCCUUCCCCAACCGCCUGUCACCUGGAGGUGCAGAGAUGUUUCACAUCCAGGAGAUGGUGGUAAGCCAAGAGAAGGGAAACUGUUCCUUCCAGAAGAACCCGACCCCCUGCAUCAUCCCUCAAGAACAAGAAAAUAUCUUCCAUACUAUAUUUGCCUUUUUCACCAAGUCUGGAAGAAAAGUCUUGGACUGUGAAAAACCAGGAAUCUCUUGCCUAACAAUGCACUGUAACCUGAGUGCACUUGCUAAAGAAGAAAGUCGUACCGUCGACAUUUACAUGCUGCUGAACACAGAAAUAUUAAAGAAGGACAGCUCGUCGGUCAUCCAGUUCAUGACCCGCGCCAAGGUGAAGGUGGACCCCGCCCUCAGGGUGGUGGAGAUAGCCAGUGGGAACCCAGAGGAGAUGACGGUGGUGUUCGAGGCCUUGCACAACCUGGAACCCCGUGGCUACGUUGUGGGCUGGAUCAUCGCCAUCAGUUUGCUGGUGGGGAUCCUCAUCUUCCUGCUGCUGGCUGUGCUGCUCUGGAAGAUGGGCUUCUUUCGCCGAAGGUACAAAGAAAUCAUUGAGGCCGAGAAGAACCGGAAAGAGAACGAAGACAGUUGGGACUGGGUCCAGAAAAACCAGUGACCUGCCACGCCAGUCACGUGACCCAGCCAUUUCGCCUGUCACCCUUGAUCUUUGUAUCUUCCAUAUUUGGAAGAAAGAUUCUUCUCCAGAUUUUUCGGAGGCCCCACUGAUGCUGUUCUCAUCAUUCUGUCAAGCCCGGGUGCCAACCUGAGGCAGCCAACCUUGGCCAGGUCACAUGACUGGAGCCCACCACUUCCUUUUAAAGAUGAACUCUGAACUUGGGAAAGUGAGCUACGGAGCCGAGCAAUAUUUAUGGAUGCAAUGUGCGUGGUCGACCCUCAGGGGAAAACUGUUACCUAAAAGUAUUUUUAUAAAUAUAAGCCUUUUAUACUGACUAUGUCUUUAUAUUUGUAUCAAUGUUUUAUUAUUUCUAUUAAAUAGUUAUAUAGUUCACUCAAGCACUGACAUCUGGCCUGGCAACACAUGUACAUCAUAUAAAUUUUAAAGGAUAAAAAUCUUACUGUUCUGUAGGACUUACUGUUCAAAUAGACUUGCAGAUAAAAAUAAUCUGAGGAACCUCACGCCACGGACCCACCAAACUUGCAGUGCUGUGUGAGGCGGUGGCUGUGGCAGGCCCCCUCCGGCAUCGCCCAUCCUUAUGACCUGGAGUCAAGUUGCAAGUCGUGUGCUAGAGAACUGGGUCUUUUCAUAUGUACCCGUCACUGGAAGAUUCCCAACAGGAAUCUGGAUGGAAAGCCUGGUUCCCAGCAACAAGUCUGCUCUGCAUCACCUCCACACAGCAGACAUCUCGCCUUCCUUCCAAUGGGAUUGGUAGAAGAAGGCUUGGAGCGACGCCAUUCGGCCAUCUGGUAAACCUCAGAAUGGCAUCUCAUCCUGGACAUCAAUGCAUCAGAGUCUUCACACCAUAAGGACUAAAUCAGUGAUCAUCGAGGAAGACUUGUGUCUGAAUGUCGUAUGUGAUGCCUGUGCAUGGUCAUUUGAGUUGAGAGAUGUCCAUUUCCCCGUCACUUCUGCUGUCCCAGCUAAUGGUAAUUGUAGAUUCCUUCCCAGAGGUGACCUGUCAACUUGUUCUUUCUUUUUAAAUAGUGUCUUUGGUGGGGUUCGUAAGAAGCAGACCCCAAGGCAAGGAUCUGCAUGCAAGUAACUUAAUUACAGAAGUGUUCCCAGGGGACAGCAGUAUGGGAGGGAGGGAAGCAGGACCAGGAAGGGGAGGAAGCCAGGAAAGGGUUCCAUAUCAGGGAAGGUCCCGUGGAGGGUAGGUAGCCUCAGCCUGAUCCUGCAGGGAAGCUCUGGAGGGUAUGAUGCAUCUCAGAGUUGUCCCAGCCUGAGGCAAGGGAGCUGAGCCUUCAUAUUCUUGCACCCUGGGGAGAUAUAAAAUGUAUACUCUCAGUUCCUACUGGCAAAAUGGCCCAAUAGUUCAGGUAAGUCUGCUAAAGGAGAGCUGCAGGUGCACCUCCCACCUGGGGAGGCAUGAAGAAAUGAUACACAGGGAUCUGGGCAUAGCUGCAGCCUCCUCGCCCACCCCCUGCAUGGUUGACUGCUGAGUUAUGGCCUUCAGUAUCCAAGCAUUCUGUCUGACAGUGCUUGUUAGCAAUGCACUGCGCUGCCCAGUUUUGAGAGCAUUGUGAAUUUCUAAAAGGGCAAUGAGAGGAUGGCUGUAGCAUGCUCAGCACUGCACCUGGCCCUGCAGUGAAUGCUCAAUACCUUUUAGCAGCUAAGGCUGCUAUUACCACUGCUGAAUGACCAUCUGAUAAGGGAGAAUCAUGUGGCUCAGAGGAGGGUCUGACAACGAGUCCUUCAUGACUUACUAGAGCCUGCUCUGGCCCCAGGUACAUUCAAAUGGAAAUUAAACAAGCAGAGGACAGAGUGGAUUUUUAAAAUGAGACCCCAUUUGCAGUGUUCCUUCAGUGGGCUUUUGCUCAUUGUGUCAUGUUGUCCUUUAAUAAAUCACUUAAAAUUCUCAGGUGGUAGUCCUGGGCCAGCCCCACCAGCAGUUUGGCCAAAUGCUUUUAUGGCCACUAAUCAGCCUCUUGCAAGGGUUGCAGACACAUUUGUGACAGUGUGGAAGGGUGACUCGCAGGCUGAUGGUUUGGCCAGCCAGAGGGGUUGGGUGCUCCUGGGGACAAUGUCAGAGCCAGAUCCAUUUGCUUCUAGAUAGUAGACCCACAUGAGUAGUUACACUCUAGGGAGAUCACUACAACUUCACAAGGCAGUUCUGAGAAAAUCAUACUUGGCAUCGGCAGGAGCAAAUACUGGCAGCCAUUCCAGGAACCUGUUUGUAAAGGACGGUGCCUCUGCCUGUCUGAGCAUGUCGAGGAGCAGGUGGGGCUGCAGGGACGGGGGAGGUAAGCACUCUGCACAGUGGUGCUGGAGAGAGAAGUCCAGCCCAAGGUUAGCACACGCCCCUCCCCCUUUUUAAAAAUUAUUGUUUAUGUUCAGUUGGCCUGGGACUCAAGAGUUUGGAAUAUCCCCACAGUGACCCCCAAACCUGUCACAAAGAAGAAAUCAUGAAGUUUAGGAGCCAGGAGGCACUAGAAGAAGUGAGUGGGUCCCCUGGCUUUGUGGUGACUGACAGGCACACAUCUGGAACCACUUACCCCUGAGGUCACGGAGGCUCUCCCAGUCAGCCUGUCAGGAAAACUCCAUCAACGUCAGCAGGAGUAUUCUGAAGUCUGGUAAAUGUAGAAAAUCCGGUAGGAAGUCCUUCACCAAGUCAUGGGAAGCUCAAUCCUUGAGCCAAAGGCAAAGAGGUUAGAAACAAAACUUUCAGGCUUCCUGGAAACAUUUGGGGCCCAUUUUCAAUAUGAAGCAUAGUGGAUCCUUUAAGUGAUGCUCGCGUUGUACGCUACCUGUUCAUCCCUGGCAAAGUCAUGUUUUACAAGGUUAUUCUACUUUUUUUUUGGGGGGGGGCGGUAAGGCAUUAUGCCCAGGUGAACACAGUUAUGCAUAGAAUACAUGUGAAACAUACAUCUAGAGAAACCUGCAUAACCUGAUUCAAACUGCCCCAAAUUUACAGUCACUGUGAAGGAUAACUUGAGUGAAAUGGCCCUUUAGCAGACAAAAGGCAGAAAAGCAGUGUCCUUUUGGAAAAGCUCUAACAUACAGGGUUGUCAUCAAUCCAUGGUCUUCUGAUUUUCAGCACAUCCGGGGAAUGAUGAACAAAUCUCCCACGUGGUGCAAUUCCUUACAGCACAACGAUGUAGAUUUCUGACUUGGUUAAGGUUUUGGUUUUCUUUUUCUCUUGUGCACGGUGUGACUGGCAGAGUGAGUUUCAAAGCUUUACGAGUGAUUUCUUGCAUGGCAGGCACCCACGCUAACUUCACAUCCAGAACUUGACUGAUACCUUCCUGUACAUUUCCACGGAGGAGUUUUGGCGGGAGGAAUAUGUUCCUCCUCAGGAAGUCACAUGUUUUAAAAGUCUAUGCAGUCACUUCUAAUUCACUUGCACUGUUUGGAGAAUGCGGUUUACAAAAAUACACUUGGAAUAAAAAAAAAAUGGCUGCAAAUGA